Molecule: messenger RNA, 204 nt
Organism: Prorocentrum cordatum
Lineage: Eukaryota; Dinophyceae; Prorocentrales; Prorocentraceae
Source: the annotation of a GenBank genome assembly
GCCGAGGCGCCCACGGUGUUCCGCCUCCGCAUGGAGGGCUUGUCUCCGCUGUUGGAGCCGUGGACCCUGGAGGCGCACGCGUGGGCCACACUGCAGGCCCUGCGGCCGCGCGUGCCGCUGCCCUCUCGCCUCGAGGUGGUCCUCCACGAGAUCACCGGGCGGCCCAGGGGCCACGCCUACCUGGACUUCGGCACGCGGGAGGAC